AUGCUCCCAAUAGUGUUGUUUUUAGUUGUAAUUGUAGUCCGAUCAGAAGACUUUUUUCAUCCAUACCUUCACAGUGGAGUGAUGUUAUCUCGAAUGAAAAUGAUCAGAUACGAGACUAAAAAAAGAGAGAGGAAGUUGUUGAAGAUAGAGAAACAAGAGAGAAAGCUUCAAAAUGCAUUGGAAGUGUUGUACAAUGAUUUGAAGAUUGCUGUUGACAAGAGGGAUAGACUAUUUGUUGAGUCCCAAGUGGUUAAGUUACAACAAGCCAUAACCAAACUUCGAAUGGAGAAGAGGAAGCAACUUCGCUUAUUAAGAAGAGUAACAGAUAAAAUAGCUUCACCAGACAGAGAUAGAAUCGUGAGAAGUACAGGAGUAGAUUACAGAGUUGGUGUUGAACGUACCAGCCAUUUAGAAAGAGAUUUUGAAUAUAAUCAAAAGGUACUUCAUAGAUACAUUAAGAAGUAUGCACAUAAAUAUGCAACAAUGGCUGCUGAAAUAGCAACAGCAAGAAUGAGAGAAAGGUACAGGUCUCGAAAAUUAAUUAAAAAAUUCCACAACAGAAGAUCAAGAAGAGCCCGUGCAACUCGAAGAAUAUAUAACAAAGUAUAUAAAAAGGUAGUAGACAUGAUAGAAGAUGCAACAGCAGAAGGUGUUGAAACUGAAAAAAUCCCAAUGGCGUGCCAUGACGCAAUUGAACACUUUGCUCGAAAACUCAGAAAGAACUAUGUGAUUUUGGUUGUUGGUACAAAGAAUGCAAAGAAGGUCAGUUCAGAGUUGAACAAACACAUUUUACUCAAAGCCCUUCAUAAAGUCAAAAAGCAUGUGAAAAAGCAUUUGGGAAAAAUUAAAAAGGUAUUCACCAAGCCACACAAAGCAAUUCAAAAACAAACCGAAAUUAAUGCAGCAGAAAAACAGAAUCAGAAGUCUUUACAGUCCAUUGGCGUUCAUCAUGACCAUUAA
This is a messenger RNA of Entamoeba invadens IP1, 960 nucleotides long. RefSeq lists its product as hypothetical. NCBI's taxonomy places the organism in Eukaryota, Evosea, Mastigamoebida, Endamoebidae. Bases 1 to 960 code for a protein of 319 amino acids. The record is from RefSeq and is a predicted model, not a curated record. The transcript has a single exon.